AACAGAUGAAAAGGAGAGGUUUGACCCUUCCCAGUUUCAGGAAAGUAUUGUUCUCGGCUUGAAUAAAAGUGGCACAGAUUUGGACGCUGUUGCAAAAUUCCUUGAUGCCUCUGGUGGCAAACUUGACUACAGACGUUAUGCCGAGACGCUGUUUGACAUCCUGGUGGCCGGUGGAAUGCUGGCCCCAGGAGGGACCUUGUCGGAUGACAUGACCUGCACCGACUUCUGUCUCUUCAAAGCACAAGAGGACAUGGAGACAAUGCAGGCGUAUGCAAAAGUCUUUAACAAGCUCAUCAGGCGUUACAAAUACUUGGAGAAAGGAUUUGAGGAGGAGAUUAAAAAGCUGCUGCUGUUCCUCAAAGGCUUCACAGAGUCUGAGCAGAACAAGCUGGCCAUGCUGACUGGGAUUCUGUUGGCCAACAGCGACAUCUCUGCCUCCAUCCUGAGCAGCCUCUUCAAUGAGAACCUGGUGAAAGAAGGUGUUUCAGCGAGCUUCGCCGUGAAACUCUUCAAAUCUUGGCUCUCUGAGAAAGACAUCGGCUCUGUCGCUACAAGUCUGCGCAAGGUUGGCAUGGACAACCGGCUCAUGGAGGUCUUCCCUGCCAACAAGCGCAGUUGUGAGCACUUUUCACAGUACUUCACCAACGCCGGGCUCAAGGAGCUGGCAGACUUUGCCAAAAACCAGGAGUCCAUAGGCGCUCGCAAGAAACUGCAGAAGGAGCUCCAGGAGCAGAUGUCACGUGGGGACCCCCUAAAAGAUAUUAUUGCCUCCAUGCUAGAGGAAACCAAGAAGAACAACAUCUCGGAGCAGAAUAUGAUUGGACUAAUUUGGUCCAGUGUAAUGAGCUCUGUGGAGUGGAACAAGAAGGAGGAGCUGGUCACAGAACAAGCCAUCAAACAUUUAAAGCAAUACAGCCCACUGUUGAAGACCUUUACCUCCCAGGGCCUUUCUGAACUGACUCUUCUGCUGAAGAUCCAGGAGUACUGUUAUGACAACAUCCACUUCAUGAAGGCCUUCCAGAAAAUUGUUCUACUGCUCUACAAAGAGGAUGUGUUGAGUGAGGAGCCAAUUCUGAAGUGGUACAACGAAGCCCACCUCACCAAAGGCAAGAGCGUUUUCCUUGAACAGAUGAAAAAGUUUGUUGAAUGGCUCAAGAACGCAGAGGAAGCUUCUGAGUCUGAGGAGGAGGAGGAGGAGGCAGACUAAAGACCACGAGUCAGAACUGAACCCCGGUUAGUAUUUUUACAGCACUAGACGCAGUACAAGGAUGUGUAAAAGCAAUCUUUUUUUUCUCCUUCUCCUCUUUACUAUUCUCUACCUCCUUGUAUCUGUUCAGCUCUAACGUAAGGGCUUUGAAACUGUUUAUUCUCACUAUAUUUUCUGCUGGUGUCGAUACUCCCCGGUCAUUUUGCCACAGUUAACUAAACAGGAAGCCCUUCCGUCUGAUAAAAGUUUUAUUUUUUUAUUUUUUUUUGUAAAGAUGCAUCCCUUUAAAACGAGCUACAUGGACGGCAUAAUUCACAGCUAUUGUAUUAGUCAUGGAAGUUGCCAGAGGUCUGUCUGCGCAGACAUGAUAUGUUGGUCCUCUGAAAGGCUAAAGGCUUUUUGUAUCCUUGUUUUAUGUCUCUGCCAAAUAUGUGACAACUUUGAAUAUACUGCCAGUUUUUUAGAUCCUGUCUUCAUUGUUGGCCAUGGAGCCGUUUUCAAACAAUGACGGCGGCAGUCAGCCAUAAAACUCUGUAAUUGUUCUGAGCACGCUGCUUAACCAAACCAUGCAUACCUGGAGGUUUAUUUCCAUCACUGUAAAAUAUGGAUUUUGAAAAUAAACGAAUCCUGGUUUUCA
Molecule: messenger RNA, 1844 nt
Organism: Cynoglossus semilaevis (tongue sole)
Lineage: Eukaryota; Metazoa; Chordata; Actinopteri; Pleuronectiformes; Cynoglossidae
Product: basic leucine zipper and W2 domain-containing protein 1-A-like
Exons: 10
Coding region: 176-1207 (343 amino acids)
Cellular component (GO): membrane; cytoplasm
Molecular function (GO): protein binding
Source: RefSeq, a predicted model, not a curated record